AUGGGCGAAGAAAAAACCGCAAAGCCAGCCGACCCUCCGGCUGAGGGUGCCGAAGGCAAAAAGCUUUCGAACAAGGAGUUGAAGGAGUUGAAGAAAAAGGAAAAAGCCGCCAAAAGAGCUGCCCAGAAGGAAGCAGCAGGAAUUACGCCAGAACAACAAGAACAGCUUGCACAGCAAAAGAUCGAGAAGCGUAAACUGCAAGCGACAAACACAAACUUGAAGAAACAGUUAAGUCAGGCUGUGGUGAAGAACGAGGACAAAAAAAUCCCUGCUUUGUUCAGCCACUUGGAAACUAGAGAGCAAAGAAAUGCGUCCUCUCCAACGGUUUCUCACAUUGUCCAUCCUGCGAUUUUGACCUUGAGCUUACACUUCUCGAGCCACAAGAUUGUGGGCUCGACUGCCAGAUUGAGAGAAAUGUUAAAGGUGUUCAAGGCCGUGAUUUCGGACUAUCAAACCCCAGAAAAUACCACCUUGACGCGACACAUGACGGGCCAUUUAUCUCACCAGAUAGAAUACUUGAAAAGCUCUAGACCAUUGUCAACGUCGAUGGGAAAUGCCAUCCGGUGGUUGAAACAGGAAAUCUCCCACAUUUCUAUCGACACGCCUGAGCCAGAAGCGAAAGCGACCUUGUGCAGUCGUAUUGACGACUUUAUCAGAGACAAGAUCGAUUUAUCUGACCAGCUUAUAAUCGAGAAUGCGUCUCAACAUAUCAACAACGGAUGUACAGUCUUGACAUUUGGACAUUCGGAGGUGUUGUCGAAGUUGCUUCAGCACGCAGUGUUGGAACAAAACAAAAGCUUCAACUUGGUCAUCGUCGACUCUCGGCCAUUGUUUGAAGGUAAAAAGUUGCUCAGCGAGUUGGUGAAUGCAAAAAUCCAACCAAGCGCAGAGGAACUCGAAUCCAACCCUAAUCUCAAGUACGAGCCACCUGUUGCCAUUACGAAGGAAAGAUUGAGCGUGCAAUACGUUAUGAUAAAUCUGUUGUCGUCUACGAUUUUGGAGGAUGUCGACUAUGCGUUUUUGGGAGCCCAUGCCAUGCUUUCUAACGGCUACUUGUAUGCUCGUGUUGGCAGUGCAAUGGUUGCCAUGAUGUGCCACAAAAGAAACAUUCCUGUCAUCACCUGCUGCGAGUCCAUUAAGUUUUCGGACCGCGUGCAAUUGGACUCUGUAACUACCAAUGAAUUGGCGGAUCCAGAGGAUUUGGUGAAAAACUCCCAAUUGCCUCCUGUGAAGAAGUCGUUGGCUUUGGAACAGUUCAUCAAACUGCAAGAAGAGUCAGAGAAGAAGCAAUCAGAAAAGAAACAGUCAGGAUCGCGCAAACAGAAUCAAAAUGACAAGAAGGACUCAGAACAAGAAGCUCUGGCCGAGCCCUUGAGCAACUGGAAAGAUAUUCCUUACCUCAACAUUUUAAACAUCAUGUACGACUUGACUCCGCCCCAGUACAUCAACAAAGUUGUUACAGAGUUGGGUUCCUUACCUCCUUCGUCUGUUCCAGUGAUUUUGAGAGAAUACAAGAGCACGUAA
Molecule: messenger RNA, 1524 nt
Organism: Clavispora lusitaniae ATCC 42720
Lineage: Eukaryota; Fungi; Ascomycota; Pichiomycetes; Serinales; Metschnikowiaceae
Gene: GCD2
Product: translation initiation factor eIF2B subunit delta
Source: RefSeq, a predicted model, not a curated record